GAAGAAAGAACAAGUCGAGAAGACACAGAUUCUUGAGUCGCUAAAUCGUUGAGAAACUUCUAAAUACAACACAAAAGAAUUUUAUCUACAAAAAUGAAUUUUAUGAUUAUUGCAAUCCUUCUCAUUGGAGCAGCCAGCAUGAGCUCCCAGAAACCAAUUGUUGACAACACUGCUGAUGAAAUUGUUCUCUUUAACCCAGAAGAAGCCUCUGAUGAUCUUGAACCAGCUGAAAAUCACAUCUUCAUGCCAUAUUUUCGCUACAGAGAACGCAGUGCAUUGAGACGUCGAGGUCGUGAGGCCACAGCUAAAGAUUUUGCUGCUAAACUUCCUCAAAUUCCACAAAAUGAUCAAGAUCUAAAAACAGCUGAAGACAUUGUUUUCGAACCAUAUUUCCGUGAUGAGGUACUUGAAAAAGAACGGGAGGAAAAGCAUGAAGCUCAUGAACAUGAAGAGGCAAUUGAAGCAGAGAAAACCCAAAAAGCAUCACGGAGGGAGGAUUUCAGAGAGGAACGUCCUGAAGUUGUUAGUGAACCAUCUGAAAUCGUUGAGGAUGAUGAUGAUGAUGAUGACGAUGAUUAUGAGGAUGAUGCAGUUGAGAAUGCUGAAAGUCGCUACUUCAGACCAAUCUUCCGCUACCAAAAACUCUCCUUGAGACGUGUUGCUCGUGAUGUUCAGCAUAAUGAAUCUCCAGUAGCUGUCGCUCCAGUUGAAACAAUCAGAAGGAAGCGAUCUGCCGAUGACUUGGAUGAUCUUGAAACUGCUGAAAUCCACGUCUUCAGGCCCCUUUUCCGCUACCAACAACAAACUGCCCUCAGACGCCAUGUAAGGAAUCAACGGAAGAAUCAGCUAAACAACAGAAUUAUUGCAAUCCUUCUCAUUGGAGCAGCCAGCAUGAGCUCCCAGAAACCAAUUGUUGACAACACUGCUGAUGAAAUUGUUCUCCUUAACCCAGAAGAAGCCUCUGAUGAUCUUGAUGUCGCAGAGAAUAAUAUCAUCAUGCCAUAUUUCCGCAAAGCAUUCAGACACAGAGGCCGCCAAAUCCGCGAGUACUCAACUCCUGAAGACUUUGCUGCUGAACUUCCUCAAAUUCCUGAAGAAGAAGCUUCUGAUGAUCUUGAGCCUGCUGAGAAUAACAUCAUCAUGCCAUAUUUCCGCAAGGCAUUCAGACAUCGCGGCCGCCUGAUUCGCCAAGCCACUCCUGAAGAUUAUGUUGCUGAACUUCCCCAAAUUCCCCAAGAAGAAGACGAAGCUUCUGAUGAUCUCGAACCAGCUGAGAACCACAUCUUCAUGCCAUAUUUCCGCUACAGGGAGCGCAAGGCAUUCAGACGUCGUGCUCGCCAGGCUGCUGCUGAAUCAUUUGUCAGCCACAGGAGGAGCACCCGAUCCGUUGACAGUGAUAUCUCUGGUGGCGAUGAUGAUCUUGCAGUAGCAGAAAAUCACAUCUUCCUUCCUGUCUUCCGCUACAAAUCCCGUGCAGCCUACAGGCAGCCGGAAAUAUGGCAUGAAGAUGUGGUUCUCAGCUGGUUCAAGAUCAUCAGAAGCUUCGUCUUCUUCUUGGGGAAUUUGGGGAAGUUCAGCAACAUAAUCUUCAGGAGUGGCUUGGCGAAUCAGGCGGCCGCGAUGUCUGAAUGCCUUGCGGAAAUAUGGCAUGAUGAUGUUAUUCUCAGCAGGCUCAAGAUCAUCAGAAGCUUCUUCUUCAGGAAUUUGAGGAAGUUCAGCAGCAAAUUGUUCAGGAGUUGCUUCGCGGAUUUGGCGACCGUGAUGAUGUCUGAAUGCUUUGCGGAAAUAUGGCAUGAUGAUGUUAUUCUCUGCGACAUCAAGAUCAUCAGAGGCUUCUUCUGGGUUAAGGAGAACAAUUUCAUCAGCAGUGUUGUCAACAAUUGGUUUCUGGGAGCUCAUGCUGGCUGCUCCAAUGAGAAGGAUUGCAAUAAUCUUUGUUGCUAUGAUUUCGUUGCUGUUGAAUGGUUUGGAUUUUUUGUGAGGUUAGUUUUGUACAAACUGUCCAGGAAGUUGUUGUGGUGCGCAAUGAAAAAGCACGGUUUGAGACUCCCUGGCCCACUGUCUUACGUGAGAAUCCAGAAUUUCUCCAAAUCUGGAUUGCUAUUUUAUAUAAAAUGCCUCCACAAAAUUCUUGCUCAUGAACGGAGCAUUUUAUUUUCUUUCCGGAAAAAGAACAGAAAAUUGGAGGGAAAAUUGAAGUUAUUGAAGCAGAAGGAAACACCUCCUGUGGAGGAAGAAGUUGAGGAUCCUCUGAAGUUUGUGCAGGAAAUCAAAUCAGUUGCUGAGGAAGCUCAGCGGGUUGCUGGGUUUGUGUAUGAACCCGUUUCGGGGCUCUACUAUGACAGCAAGACUGGAUACUACUACAAUGCUGAACUCCGGCUGUACUAUGAUGGAAAUACGGGCAUUUACUACUCAUACGAUGCAGGAACAAAUCAAUUCCUCUAUCACUCCCAGGUUUAUUCGGAAGGGAAGGAGAAACCUGUGUCGCUAAUUGCUGAGGUGUCUGGGGAGAAAAAAGAAACUCAGAAUUCGAGGAAGUGGCAAAAGAAGAGGAGGAAAUCCGUUGAGAAGGCCGAGAAGCGGGCAAAAGAGGCAGAAAUGGAGGAUGGCGAAGUGCUAUCCUCCGAUGAGUCAGAAGAGGAAGAAGUGAAGCAGGAGAAACUCUCAGGCGAUGCCAUUCGAUACGCCCCAUCGCUCCGGAUGAUUGUUCAGCAGAGUGCAGUUGAACAUCUCGCACCUGGAACCCUUUUUGUGCUCACCUGCAAAGGGGGCACCCUCGGCCGUGAGGGCACACAUGAUAUUUUAAUCCGUGAUGUGAAUGUCUCCAAGUAUCACCUGAAAUUUGUCUACGAUGAGGCAAAGAGCAGCUAUCAGAUCAUCGAUUUGGGCUCCACAAAUGGUACAAUUCUCAAUGGGCAGCGAAUGACAACGUCCAAGAGGGAGAGUGAAGCUGUUGAUCUCACUCAUGACAGCAUUAUUGAGCUCUCGGGCACACGUCUACUGUGUCAUGUUCACGGAGGAACUGAGACAUGCGAUGAUUGCCAUCCGGGACUUAUUAAAUCCACCCAGAAGAUCCACACAAGCACAGAUGAUCCUGCCAAAGGUCAAUCCCUUGAAAAAUCCCGCCUGCAAAUUCAGAAGCGACUACAGAAAAAAUAUGGUCUGGCUACGGAGAAGUACCAGGAAGCAAAGACCUUUGCCGAUGAGGCAUACGUGGAUCGUGCAGCAACACGCAGGGAAACUGUUGGGAGUUCCCAUGAUAGUGAGAAGACCGAGGUUGCUUCCACAGAAUGGGCAAUCUCACGGAAAAACAAAGGAUUCAAGCUUCUCUCCCAAAUGGGCUGGACAGAGGGGCAGAGUCUAGGAAACACCGAAGAAGCCCUCAAGGAACCCAUUCAAGUUGUUGGUCAUCAAGGUACCACAGGACUCGGUUACGGUAGCUGA
Molecule: messenger RNA, 3444 nt
Organism: Lutzomyia longipalpis
Lineage: Eukaryota; Metazoa; Arthropoda; Insecta; Diptera; Psychodidae
Exons: 6
Coding region: 94-3444 (1116 amino acids)
Molecular function (GO): nucleic acid binding; protein binding
Source: RefSeq, a predicted model, not a curated record